Molecule: messenger RNA, 1670 nt
Organism: Leptomonas pyrrhocoris
Lineage: Eukaryota; Euglenozoa; Kinetoplastea; Trypanosomatida; Trypanosomatidae
Product: putative adaptor complex subunit medium chain 3
Exons: 1
Coding region: 246-1670 (474 amino acids)
Biological process (GO): intracellular protein transport; endocytosis
Cellular component (GO): cytoplasmic vesicle; clathrin adaptor complex
Source: RefSeq, a predicted model, not a curated record
AGCGUGGAUAUUUGUUUAGUGUGGUGUGCUGUGUAGUUAACGUGUCUUUUGCAGUUCAGGGUUACUGCACUACCUUUUACUUUUUGCACGCACUCAUCGUGCUUGCGCAGCGACAAGCGGCAGCAUCCGAGCAAACGUCUUACCCCACAUUGACGUCUAUUGCUUCGACGUGAGUGCUGAAUACACACACACACACACAUACCCACUCGCACACACAAACCCAGAAGAUUGACAUCAACCUCAGGAUGCUGUCGUGUAUCUUUAUUCUCAACGAGCACGGGGAGGUGAUGGUCGAGCUUCAAUUCAGCGAGCGCAUUCCGCGGACUGUUUUGGACGGCUUCUGGUCCACCUUCAUGGCUCCCUGCAAAUCUUCCAGAGAGCCCGCCGCGGCCAUCGUGUCCUACGGCGGCACCAUUUUCUCCCAUAUUCAUCGCGGCAACGUCUUUCUUGUUGGCACCUGUACGUCCGACGACACCGCAUUGCUGGUACUUGAGCAACUGGCUCUCGUGGCGCGCGUGCUAACCAUGUACUUGACGGAGCUGUCUGAGAACACCGUGCGGGAGAACUUUUCCGUUGUCUAUCAGCUUCUCCAGGAAAUGUUUGAUUAUGGCUACCCGCUCACGACGGAGCUGUACGCGCUGGAGGAGCUCGUGCCACGGCCAACACUGGAGAACCGCGUUUGCACGAUUCUGGGAACGCCGAUGGUGCACAACGUCCUCCCUCUGCGCGCGCGCACCGCAAACAUCGGGGUGGGCUCGCGGCAGGUGGCGGGGGCCUUUGGCGCGGUGCCGUGGCGCGACCCCGAGACGCGGCACUCCACGAACGAAAUCUUAUUUGAUGUGGUAGAGACGCUCGACUACAUCCUCGACAGCGAGGGGCGCUGCGUGAAGGCGGCGGUGCGGGGCAGCAUCGAGGUGAACUGCCGGCUCAGCGGCAUGCCGGACUUGGUGGUGCGCCUGCGCGAUGUGGACGCCGUGGUGGACGACGUGGCCCUCCACCGGUGCGUGCGGUUAGACCGCUACGACAACGACCGCACCCUGUGCUUUAUCCCGCCUGACGGCAAGUUCACGUUAAUGCGGUACACCUGCAAGCCCUCGCUGUUGCUGCCGUUGCCGCCCUUUUACGUGACCCCGCAGGUGACCUUCAACUCCACCGGAGGGCGCUUCCACUGCAUGGCCGGUAUCCGCGGUGGGAUGGGUUUCGCCGCACUCGCGGAAAAAGACACCGAGAUUCAGCGGCUGACGGUGCGGUUGCUGCUGCCGCCAAGCACGUCUUCCCUGACGGUGACGAACUGCUCAAGUGGGUCGACGGCGUUCGAUCGCUCAAAGAGCACGCUGACGUGGACAAUGGGCAGUCUCACGCAGUCUGCCACGCCGUCGCUCGGAGGUGAAUUUCUGCUAGAGGCAGACACCGCCGCCACUUCAUCCUCUCCACCGGAAAAGGAGGGGGCGGGUGCCGGUAAAGGCGCAUCGAAGACGCAGCGGGCGGGGCCGAGCAACAGUGGCGGCGUAGCGAAUGCCACCAUCGUGGCCGUGUCUUUUCAGCUCCCGAACCGCAUUGUGAGCAACUUGCGCGUCGACUCGGUGCAAAUCAUAAACGAAACAGGCAGACCGUACAAGGGUGUGAAAUACCUAACACAGUCCGGCAGCUACUUUAUUCGAGGUGUAUAG